AUAAGCUAGAAUAGUAGUAUGUAACCUGGUUUCCUACAGGAACCAGUAAAUAAAAUUCUUUUUUAGGCAAAAUGGCCGGCGUUGAUUCAACUGACGACUCUCUCUACCCAAUUGCUGUUCUGAUAGAUGAAUUAAGAAAUGAAGAUGUGCAGAUACGCCUUGUUAGUAUUAAAAAGCUGUCGACAAUAGCAUUGGCACUUGGCGUUGAGAAAACAAGAAGUGAACUUAUUCCUUUUUUAACAGACACAAUCUAUGAUGAAGAUGAAGUAUUAUUGGCACUCGCAGAGCAAUUGGGCCAGUUAACUCCCCUUGUUGGAGGCCCAGAAUAUGUACAUUGUUUGUUGCCCCCUCUAGAGAGUUUGGCCACUGUAGAAGAAACAGUUGUACGUGACAAGGCAGUAGAAUCUCUUAGGACUAUUGCAGCACUACACAGUCCUGCUGAUCUAGAGAACCAUUUUGUUCCUCUUGUAAAAAGAUUAUCUGGAGGUGAUUGGUUUACAUCCAGAACAUCAGCCUGUGGUCUCUUCUCAGUCUGUUAUCCAAGAGUGUCAAACUCAGUAAAGGCAGAGCUAAGACAACACUUCAGAAACUUAUGUGGUGAUGAUACCCCUAUGGCUAGGAGAGCUGCUGCUGGUAAACUUGGAGAGUUUGCUAAAGCUGUCGAACUAGAUAUACUCAAGUCAGAUCUAAUCCCACUGUUUACUGCUCUAGCUCAGGAUGAACAGGACUCUGUCAGACUUUUGGCUGUAGAAGCUUGUGUCAGUAUAGCAUCCCUAUUACAAGCAGAAGAUACGGAACAGUUUGUUAUGCCCACUCUUAGACAAGCUGCAGAAGAUAAGUCAUGGAGGGUCAGAUAUAUGGUAGCAGAUAAAUUCACAGAGCUACAAAAGGCUGUUGGUCCAGAAAUCACAAAGACAGACUUAGUGCCAGCUUUCCAGGGUUUACUAAAGGAUUGUGAGGCAGAGGUCAGAGCUGCAUCUUCUCACAAGGUCAAAGAAUUUUGUUCCAACCUGUCUCCUGAUAUCAGAGAAUCUGUGAUUAUGACAAACAUUUUACCUUGUGUCAAAGAUCUGGUAUCUGAUGCCAACCAACAUGUCAAGUCAGCAUUAGCAUCAGUCAUCAUGGGGCUGUCACCAAUUCUUGGAAAGGACAACACGAUAGAACAUUUAUUGCCAUUGUUCCUGACACAGUUGAAAGACGAAUGUCCUGAAGUCAGAUUAAACAUCAUCUCAAACUUGGACUGUGUAAAUGAGGUGAUUGGUAUCAAACAGUUAUCCCAGAGUUUAUUACCAGCCAUUGUAGAACUAGCAGAGGAUACCAAGUGGAGAGUACGAUUAGCUAUCAUUGAAUACAUGCCAUUGUUAGCUGGACAGUUGGGAGUAGAAUUCUUUGAUGAGAAACUUAAUUCACUGUGUAUGACAUGGUUGGUUGAUCAUGUUUUUGCAAUAAGAGAUGCAGCUACAUUAAAUUUAAAGAAACUGGUAGAAAAGUUUGGAGUAGACUGGGCACAGCAAACAGUUAUACCAAAAGUAUUACAGAUGUCACAUGAUCAGAACUACUUACACAGAAUGACAUGUCUUUUCUGUAUAAACUUACUGGCAGAAGCUGUAGGACCAGAAAUGACAAUAAAACUUAUGUUACCCACCAUCUUAGGAAUGGCAGGUGAUAAUGUUGCCAAUGUUAGAUUUAAUGUUGCCAAAACACUACAGAGAUUAGGUCCCAUCUUUGAGCAGUCACUUGUACAACAGCAAGUGAAGCCAGCUUUAGACAAAUUGAAAGCCGAUGCAGAUAUUGAUGUACAGUACUAUGCUGUUGAAGCUUUAGAUGCUCUGAAAAUAAGUUAAAAGAUAUUCGUUGUAAUGUUGCAGAGGUCUAUAUAUAUGUGAUGUUACCGUGUGCUAUUGACUGAUAUUUGUCCAUUCUCUGUUUUUCAGGUCUAUAUAUAUGUGAUGUUACCCUGUGCUAUGGACUGUGAACACUCUAGAACAAUUUGUGUUAUUAACAGCACUUGAUUGAACAAAACAAUUCAUACUUUUUUAAUGUUAUCUGUUUAGUAUAGCGAUUGAUCAUAUUUUGUGGAUUUUCAAUACAGUAAUUGACAAUAAGUUAAAAUCAAUUUAGAUUUAUUUUUAACUCUAUUUUUUAAUUGUUUUAUGUUUAUUCAAGUCUAAAUUACUUCAUUAUAAUUACUGUGAGGAUAUAGGCAGAUGUUUCGCACAUGUACAAAUUAACAGUCAUAUUCUGAUUAACAAAAUGUUGAUACUUGUUAAUAUAAUUAUCAGUCAAAGACCGAAUUGAUUUUCUUAUUUCUACCUUAAUGUUGUGUGAUUCAGCAAGUUAUUUUAGUGCUUCAUAUGAAAUGUAUUAGAAAUAAUUAAAAAUCCAUGCUUCUUCAACAGUUUGGCAGAAACUUGAUCAAUACUUGGUUCAGUACUAGUACAAGCAUAUUUAAAAAAAAAAUGAUUAAAUAUAUAUUUGUUGUAUUGAAGUAUAUAUAAAGCUGUUUAGAAUUAAUACAUGAAUCUACAGACUGAAUCAUGAAUCAUACAACUCAUACUUAAAACUUACAUGUUAUUUAUUGACAAUAUAUGUAGGCAUUGAGAGCUAUAAAAUAUUGAUUUAUAUAACAAUGA
Mytilus trossulus (common blue mussel) is the source of this 2633-nucleotide messenger RNA. RefSeq names its product serine/threonine-protein phosphatase 2A 65 kDa regulatory subunit A alpha isoform-like. Gene Ontology annotation, cellular component: cytoplasm; protein phosphatase type 2A complex. Lineage: Eukaryota; Metazoa; Mollusca; Bivalvia; Mytilida; Mytilidae. The transcript has 17 exons. The record is from RefSeq and is a predicted model, not a curated record. Gene Ontology annotation, molecular function: protein phosphatase regulator activity; protein binding. Gene Ontology annotation, biological process: protein dephosphorylation. Bases 72 to 1844 code for a protein of 590 amino acids.